This is a messenger RNA of Anarrhichthys ocellatus (wolf-eel), 1380 nucleotides long. RefSeq names its product zona pellucida glycoprotein d (gene zpd). NCBI's taxonomy places the organism in Eukaryota, Metazoa, Chordata, Actinopteri, Perciformes, Anarhichadidae. The record is from RefSeq and is a predicted model, not a curated record.
GGUGUUCGUGAUUGAAGAGCAGCAGGUGUUGAUAACGAGGACGACGGAGGAGAGCCUCCCGUGUGACUGACAUUGUCACAUUUAAAAACAGGAGUUAUAUAAAUUAACUAUAUUGUUACGCAAAACGGUACAACAAUGAUCCCAAACGGCUUAAAGUUGGGCGUGGCCCUCGUGCUUCUCUUCGGCUUCACGCGCCACCGUGUUGAGGGAAUCUGCAGUGUGGAGCAUUGCACUAACAGCUCGAGGUGUGUUCUGUCUGAAGACCAAAGGAGAUGCAAAUGUGCCGGUGGCUAUUAUGCGGAACAAUGUGACAGAGAUGCACAGAUCAAAGUUCUGUGCAGCAAGGACUUCAUAGGAAUCAGAGCGAAAGAAGAUUACUUCAAGUUUCACAAUGUGCCGCUGGAGUCCCUGCACUUGCCCAACAAGUCUUGCCGUCCUCAGAGGGAGGUCAUCGACGGUGUGUCGUACUACGUGUCCAAGAUAUCUAAAGACCAAUAUCAAAUGUGCGGCGGCAAGCCACUGACGAAAAAAAAUCACAUCUCCUAUUCCCUGAGUCUACAGUCAGACCCUCGGAUUAUUGGAAACAUCAUCAGAAAUCCAGUCAUUAAGCUGGACUACAUAUGCGUCUAUCCAGCCAUCAGAACAGUCAGCCUGCCUUUCCCAGUCAUCCACUUUUCCAGUGAGAUGGUGAUGCAUGUCAAUGAACUUGAUGCCAACAUACAGAUGAUGUUGUACCCAGACCAGUCCUAUUCUGAGGCCUACAGCAGUGCCCCCACCAUUGAACUCGGAGACAAGGUGUAUGUUGAGGUGGCUGUCACAGAGCCUGCAGAUUUCUUCCUGCUCCGGGUUGAUAAGUGCUGGGCCACACAGUCUCUCCAGCCGAACACGACGGAGGGAUUGGUUUACACUCUGCUUCUGAACGGGUGUGUGAAGGACAAAACCGUCUCCUUUCUUAACGUGAGCGCCGGACAGUCUGGCCGUAACGGAGAAAGUUCCACCAUUCGCUACAGCUUCGACAUGUUUCGCUUCACAACGGAACCUCACGACCUCUAUCUGCACUGCACGGUUGAGCUGUGCGUGCCAGAAGACUACAAGUCCUGCAAACCUAACUGUAAUUCAAUCAGUAAGAGAGAAGCGGUGCGAGCAGACCCCUCUCUGGGCAUCCUAUCGUAUGGACCCAUCAGGAUUGAAAUGCCAGACAGACCUCAAUCCAGCAUACUGGCGACGGUGGUGCUGCCUGUGGCAGGUGUCUGGACUUUGGGUUUCUUCCUCAUCAUCCUCAUCACUGUGGUCAGCAGGCAGCAGGAGGCUCAAACCAACUGGGGAGCACUGACUACAAUGUUGCUGCUGUUGGCAGCGUGAAUAAAACUUUUAAAAGCA